UGAGGAGUGUAGGCUGGAGAGAGAGUGAGAGGAGUGUAGGCUGGAGAGAGUGUGUGAGAGGAUUGUAGGCUGGAGAGUGACCUUAUAUACCAACAACAACAACAUGGCAGCCACGCCAACCCCAGGAAACAUUUUUGAUGAAUUUGAAGAAGCUUUUCAGAACUGCAUGGCCCCUCUCACCAAGGAAGAUAGUUUUAAUGCAGUCAAUCAAGAAGAACUGAGAACAAAUGCUGAAUCAAGUGGGCAACGCUUCCUGGACUUAGCUAGACAAAUGGAGGCAUUUUUUUUGCAAAAACGCUAUUUAUUGUCAAUCCAGAAGCCAGAGCUAAUUCUCUUGGAGGACAUCAUUGAAAUGCGUAAUGAGCUAGCUCGAAAAGAUGAACUUCUUAAAAAACAUGCAGACAAACUGAAUGAGUGGCAAGGACUUCUGUCAUCAAUGCAGACAAGACUGGGAACAUCACCUUCCAUAGGGCCAAGGCCACCAGGUCCCCCAGGAUCAACCUUGCAUCCAGGAAUGAUGGCUACUCAAACAAGCUCUCAUAAUGCUGUUCCAAUGCCAGGUUUGAGUCCUGUGGGUGGUGGUAUGGGGCCAUCACCAAUGGGUCCCACUGGACAACCAAUACAACACAACAUGAGCAACCCAGGGAUGGGAAUGGCUCAGUCAUCCAUGAUGCAAAUGGGUGGUGGAGGAGGGAGCAUGGGCCCGGGUCCUGGCAUGGGGGGAAUAGGUGGCAUGAAUCAGGGGGGGUAUCAAGGGGUUGGAGGGGGUACAAUGUACUCUGGCAGCAUAGGUCAGCAACACCAGGGAGCUCCAGGUGGACUCCAGGGACCACUAGCUUAUCUUGAAAAAACCACAACUAAUAUAGUGAUGAGAUGUGUGUGAGGAGGAGACAGAAGCUGAGUGUUGAGUGGGUAGUGUUGUGUGGGCGAUGUUACUGCGUGUGACGCAACACUGUCCUGCCGCAGACCCCCCCCUUCACUACACACCUUAAGCUGUUUCAUACUCAGAUGUCCAUACUGCAUAGCAUUCCACAACCACUACUUAAGAGUGGAAUGCAGUCUCCACUACUAUGAUCGAGCCUCAGCGUGCCCUCCUUGUCUGCGCUAUCCUGUCUCUACACUGAUGUACAUAACCACGAGUAUGCAGAGAUACGAUACUGUGUACUGACCUAGUACUAGGGGCAUAUCUUAGUGUAUAAACGCUGUGAAAUUAUAGAAGUGCUUGGCACAAGAGUGACUCUGAUUUAUGUUUAUAUUAAUUUGUAUUGACAUGAGUAAUCAGUAAUAAUGUGAAAGACAAUGCAACUCCUAGUGCGACCGUUUGUCGUGUUGGGGGUUGUUGCAACCCCUGAAUGGGUUGCAAUGAUUAUUAUGUAUAUAUAUAAUUAUUAUCUUUUCAUAUAAUUUUAUACUGCUUAUAUUUGCGAUAAUAGCUAAAUCGUGAAUAUAUUGCUUUAUAAUAUUAUUUGACGUAGUUAUGUUGUUAGGUAGGAUGUUACAUAUUAUGUGCUCAGUUCAAGUCUUGAUUGUCUAACUACUGUAAUUAUCGCUUGUGGCUUGUUAGACUGCCGGCUUCUGUUUCCGAGAUGCAGCUGUCCACUGAGCUAUCACGUGAUCGAGGGGGGUUGUCCUCACCUCACCUGAAGUAUUCAGUCUGGUCUAGACUCGCUUGGUGGUUGGACAGAUUGUCUGUCUCAUUAUUCUUGUUAGUUCUGUAGAACUCUGUUCACAGAACAUUGUAUAGACUUAGUGAUUUUCGACAUUGUACUGAGGUUGUGUGUCGCAUAGACACUCUGAGCAGCUCAGGUCCUGAGCUGUAGCUUCUGACCUAACUUGUACCGGUAUCUGUGUAUUAUCACAGUCGGGGAUUUUCUUAUGCUGAACUUAGAUUCAGUAGUAUGAGAGUUUUGUGACUCUUGUGGAGGAUCUGCUGAUGGUCCCUACUUAGUGUCGUUAUAUUAUCUCCUUGAUCCUGAUUGUGUCGCAGUUGCUUGUUAUAUUGCUAUUGGGCUUAGCAUUCUUUUUAUUGUUCAAGCAGACUGUUCUGAUUGCCAGUUGGUCAAGAAGUUAGUUAAUGUGAGGACUGUCAGUCACUUGUUUAAGUCUAGUCGAGUCGUGAGACAUAGCGAACUACUUAGAGCACUUACAUACAUACACACAAACUUACUUGUACAUAUUUGUAAUAUCUUAUUAAAUGUUAAUGUACCAGACGGUACUUAAGAAUUAUAAAUGUGAUAUGUGCUUUCAGCACAAUAAUAUGGUACUCGAGAGAAGUGAUAUUAUUUUGAUUACUGUGAUUAAUUUAAUUUAACUUAAUUUGAUAAUAUACCUCUAGACUUAAUAAAUUUAUUAAAUUUUAA
This is a messenger RNA of Cherax quadricarinatus, 2360 nucleotides long. Lineage: Eukaryota; Metazoa; Arthropoda; Malacostraca; Decapoda; Parastacidae. The record is from RefSeq and is a predicted model, not a curated record.